AUGCCUGAUUUGAAAGCGAGUAAACCAAAUGAAGAUGACGACGACGUUAAGAAACUCAUCAUCGACCACGACUACAAAAAACUUCUCGCGCGGAACUGCUGCUGGGCAGGUCUGCACACACUAUGCAUUGGUCUCUUUCUCUUCGGGUACUUCGCGUACCCUUUGUGCCCAUACAACCAAACUACGGCUAUGGGUUUUAUUUUCAUUGGAGCCAUGUCUUUUCUUACUUUCUGGACAUACAUUUUGAUUGUGUUCUGUGAUACACUUAUGUUUAACGAAGGUAUAACCGAUUUUGCGGAGGUGUUUAUUAACAAAUUGAACCAAGCUAACUCGUUGUGGUUCAUGGUCAAUGCCACUCAAUGGUGUCUGAUGUUAGUCGGUUUAAUCAUCAUAACUGCCUUUGCUGCGCCUUUGUUCCAGACUAUAAAUGACGAUGAUGAAGCAAUCUUCGAUGUUAUUGCUUGUACUUCUUACGAGAAAUGUUGUGACAAAACUAUUUACAUUUUAGGGCAUAUCUUUAUUCUUCUCGUAUGGGCGCUCUACGUCAUUAUAGCCAUUUUGUUCCUCGUCUUCUAUAUUGUGCCAGCUUGUAAGAGAUGUUGCAAUAAGAAGAAGCAAGAAGAUGAUGACGAGUCGGAGGGUGAGGGUAGCAUAUCUGUUACCACGAGACCAUCGGAGCUACCUAAACCUCCUGAUACAACAAAACCCCCAUCGUCCAAGCCCUCGUCCAAACCACCGAGUAAGGGCACUAGCCCAGAACCACCGCAACAGACCCCCACUAAAACUCCAACGGAGUCCGAGAAGCCAACUAAAUCGCCUACAAAGUCCGAUGAACCGACCAAAACACCUACGAAGUCUGAGGAACCGAGCAAAACGCCUCCCGAAACUGCUGAACCUACUGAAGAACCAACUGAGGAUCCGACUAAAGAACCAUCCACGGAACCUUCCCAGGAACCUUCAUCGCCUCCGUCAGUAACCGCUGUUCCACCGCAGAAAGGAGGAAGUCCAGGAGAAGAACCAUCGGAACCUGAUAAGGGUCAAGAACCCACUGAACCCGCAAAAGAUCAGGCAGAAAAAGAUGGCGACCAGGAACAAGAUGAUCAGAACCCGGAUGACCAGGAACAAGAAACCGAAGGUGGAGAUGAUCAGAAUCUGGACGAAGAGGAACCAACCGAACAGGCCACUGGUCAGGAACAAUCUGAACCGCCGUCGGAUCAAGUGGAAGGCGAAGAGCCGAGUCAGCCUGGCAAAGAUAAAGGAGGAAAACCCUCUGAGGCAGAUAAGAAGUCUAAAUAG
Molecule: messenger RNA, 1296 nt
Organism: Symsagittifera roscoffensis
Lineage: Eukaryota; Metazoa; Xenacoelomorpha; Acoela; Convolutidae
Product: cell surface glycoprotein 1-like
Exons: 1
Coding region: 1-1296 (431 amino acids)
Source: RefSeq, a predicted model, not a curated record